Branchiostoma belcheri (Belcher's lancelet) is the source of this 7747-nucleotide messenger RNA. Its product is annotated as signal-induced proliferation-associated 1-like protein 2. Lineage: Eukaryota; Metazoa; Chordata; Leptocardii; Amphioxiformes; Branchiostomatidae. Gene Ontology annotation, biological process: activation of GTPase activity; regulation of small GTPase mediated signal transduction. Bases 348 to 5513 code for a protein of 1721 amino acids. The transcript is spliced from 28 exons. Gene Ontology annotation, molecular function: protein binding; GTPase activator activity. Gene Ontology annotation, cellular component: cytoplasm. The record is from RefSeq and is a predicted model, not a curated record.
UGGUUCCAGUGUCCCAAGUGUAAAUAUACUGGCAGUACAUCUGUGCACGGAUUGCGGAUCUCCACAGUUUUCCCUGCAUUUAGGUCAGAAGGUGAUGGGCACACAGUAAACUGUUCACCUGUCAGCUGGGAGACUUCAGUAGAGAUGCACGGUCACCUGGAUUACAGCACCUGAGGGACUUACACUGACCUGGAUCAACCCACCUGAGGGACUUACACCUGUCACUGGGCUGGAUCACAGUCUUUCACUGGAAUGCAGCUGAUUUUUAAUGGAAGCAAUAAGCCAUAUUGACCAGACAUGGGAUGUAGAGUUUGUAGGGAGGGUUUCAGCAGGUCUGUGUCAUUAAUAUGACCUCUCACACCAAACGGGAGUCCCCACACGGAGACAGUCGUGAGAAUCUAGGGGUGGACCUGCUGGAUACGACCUCUGCUCGGUUACGGGCGCAGCAGGCUGCAGAGUAUUACCACAAGUCGGUGCUGCAGAAUGGUAGCAGCCCACACAGCACGCCACCAGCACGGGAGAUAUCGGGACAGAAAUCAGCGCGGGAAGACAGCCCAAAGGUGAACGGUAGCAGCGCAGGGAGUUCCCCUGGAAACACAAGUUCAAGACAUGCAGUCAAGAUUCACCUGAAUCUCAGUCGCUCAUCUCCUCCAAAAGCAAACAUGAACAAUAACACACCUUACGCGGACGAACGAAUGUCCCCACGAGCUCGCUUGGGGCCACACCCACGGGCCAGCAUGCAUGCGGUCAUAGCCGAGAACAGGUCGUAUCGUAAACCCAAAUCUAAAGUGGACCCAUACAAGGGAAUGGACCUGGCAAGGGAAAGGGGAGGGCAUGGCUUGUUACGGUCCAAACGAUCCAACAGUGACUUGAGCUUGAAUGAAGUAACUGAAGAGUAUUUGGAUGGUUCCCUCAGACGGGAGUAUGGGAGCACCUCCUCACUAGAGGUACAGAGUGUCGGUGGCGAGAGCUUCUUUGCUAUGUUGAAGGACCUUCGGCCAGACAUUUCAUUUGACCAGCGUAGCCCUGCCCCACCCAAGAUACAGGACUACCUUCGGUGCAGGGCUGAUGGCACGUUGGUGGAGGCCUCUGGACGAGUUGUAAACGGUGUCCCUGAGGAACCCAGACCUCAGAACAGCUCCUCCAGCCCCAAACUCAGCAGAGCAAUGACUCCACGAGCGAAGGAGAAACAGAUGAAAUACUCGCGCUCAAAAUCUGCAGGGGGUGAGUCCUCCCUCUUCAGUAUGCUGCUAGGGACUAAGAAAGAAGGACCAGACUCCAUGAAGUCACCUGACGCAGAGGUGGACGGUCGCCUGGACGAUAAGUUGCGUAGACGAGCAUUCUCGCACUACGAUUGCCAGAGCAUGACCUUUAACCUUUCGGACGUUGUCAGAAACAAGGAGUACCUGGAGCGUAGAAGGAACACGACAACAGGCGCGUCCGCAGCAUCCUCAAUACGGACUAGCCAUGCCUCCAGUCCCCACAACAGUACUGAGGACCUGUCUAUACAGGAACUGGAUCUUGGGGAUGGGAAGAGCAAUAAUCUCGUGCUCAGUUGUCCUUUCUUUCGGAACGAGCUCGGUGGAGAGGAGGAGAGGAGAAUAAGUUUGUCGCGGGGUAAUGGGGGUAGUCGGGCCUCGCGGGCAUUUCGCGAGGGGAUGGGACCAAAUCUAGACUCCAUGUCAGGAUUGAGACCAACGACAGCAAGUGUUUCAGUGUUGGACACAGGCCCUGAUCAGGAUGAUAUGUGGCCGGUCGGGGGCAGAACACGUGGGUAUGCCAUCGAACACGUGGACCACGGGGCGUACUACUUCAGGAGGUACUUCCAUGGACAAUCUGAUGUCCAGAACUACUUGGGAGUGGAUGAGAACCUGGGCCCCAUCGCUAUCAGCAUCCGCAGGGAGAAGCUACCAGAUCACAGCGGCACCAGCAGCUCAGCAAACAAAGAUGGUGGCUCUCCUGUACCUGCUCAGUACAUGUACCGUCUCAUCAUCAGGACCAGUGAUUUGGUAACUCUGCGAGGGUCUAUCCUGGAGGAUGCCAUCCCUUCCACAGCUCGACAUGGUACGUCCCGGGGUCUGCCCAUCAAGGAUGUUCUGGAGUUCGUCGCCCCAGAGGUCAACCUCGGCUGUCUGCGCCUCGCCUCGCUCAGCCCAAAAACAUCGGAACAACUGAUGAGACUGGACGAACAGGGCCUCUUGUGUUCCCCCAGAUCUCUACCCCAGUACAAGGUGGGCAUCCUGUACUGUAAGACUGACCAGGGCACAGAGGAGGAGAUGUAUAACAAUGAGUCAGCCGGUCCCAUAUUUGAUGAGUUUCUGGACACACUGGGAGAGCGUGUUCGUCUCAAGGGCUUUGAGAAGUACAGAGCACAACUGGAUAACAAAACGGACUCCACUGGUAGCCACUCCCUGUAUGCCACAUACAAGAACUGUGAGGUGAUGUUCCAUGUGUCCACCAUGCUGCCAUAUACACCAAACAAUAGGCAGCAGCUGCUGAGGAAGCGACACAUUGGGAACGACAUUGUGACUAUCGUGUUUCAGGAGCCAGGUGCACUGCCCUUCACUCCAAAGACAAUCCGCUCACAUUUCCAGCAUGUUUUCAUUGUGGUACAAGCCAUCAAUCCAAACACAGACAACGUUAUGUACCAAGUGACUGUGGCCAGAUCCAAAGAUGUUCCACCCUUUGGCCCCAGCAUGCCUGAGGGUGCAACCUUCCCCAAAUCUGCUCAGUUCAAGGAGUUCCUGCUUGCUAAAAUUAUCAAUGCAGAGAAUGCAGCCCACAAGUCUGAGAAGUUUGCCGCCAUGGCUGUCAGGACCAGACAGGAGUACCUGAAGGACCUGGCAGCAAAUAGCACGACAACAACAUCCAUCGACUCAACACUCAAGUUUGGGAAGUUCUCUCUAAGCGGGAAGAAGAAGGAGAAAACCCGUCCCAGACUGGCCCCUGAGCUGGCCAGCACAGGAGCCAUCAUCUGGGACAUACAGAUUGAGGACUUCAGCACGUCCACCACAGUAGACUGUAUCCUGGGCAUCUCCAGUGAGAUGUUUGUACUGGUGGACGGGGAGGUGAAGGAGGCUCUCUUCUCUACACCCUGCAAGUCUGUCAUCGGAUGGACAUCACAAACAGAUGGGUUGAAGGUUUACUACAACCGUGGGGAGUGUGUGGUGAUGAGCUGUCCUGACUCGGAGGCAGAAGUGACUGAGAUUGUGGAGAGACUGAUGAGAGUCACACAGGGGUGUGAGACCCUGGAGAUGACCCUCAGACGGAACAGCCUGGGUCAGCUGGGCUUCCAUGUUGACCUUGAGGGCAUGGUGGCAGAGGUCGAGCCGUAUGGCUUUGCAUGGCAGGCAGGGCUGAGACAGGGCAGCAGACUGGUGGAGAUCUGUAAGGUUGCUGUAGCCACACUCAGCCAUGACCAGAUGAUUGACCUGCUGAGAACAUCGGUGACUGUGAAAGUGGUCAUCAUUCCCCCCAUGGACGACGGCACACCCCGCAGGGGCCUGUCGGACCAGUAUUCCAACUACUCCACAUUGGAGUCCAGCGUGUCGUCCCACUCCUCUCAGGAACGUUCUGACGAUGACAGCGUGUCUGGCGCCUCGCGAACCUUAACCAGCUCACGCAACUCCUCACUCAGGUCCAACCAAUCAGCUGCUAUCCAGACCACACAGCCCCAGAGGUCGUCCUCCUCCUCCCCCAGUGCUCGGCAGGGCAGCCCGUCCCAGUUCCGCUACCGCCAUGAGUACGGGCACGGGCGUGACUCUGGCGGGGAGCUGCGGAGACAGGUGCUGGAGGGGAUGAGCGGGCGGGAGGGGCGGUACAGCCGGGACUCCCCCUCCUCCACCCUCCCCCUGCUGGUGGGACAGGACGAGCCCAGUCUCAUGGAGGAGAGACAUCGUGCCGAGAACGUCGACACACAUGUUGAUGCAGCAGACCUGGCCUGGGCCUACAAGCCUGAGAUGUACAUGGAGUCAGCAGCCAGCAACAUCAACUACCAACAGAACAGAGCACACAGGCAGAACAUGCAUACUCCCAACUCUAGUGACUCCAGUAAGAACAACACCCUGUCCAGUACUGACACCAGCACUAGCGAUGAGAAGUGGUAUGACACAGGAGACAACAUGGAGCCUGAGUUCCCGUCCACCCAGCGUACAGCGUCCACAGACAGCGGGCUGGACGGAGCCAUGAUCCCCAUGUCAAACCUCAUGAAGGCAGGGGAUCGGGAAGGUUCCACCCAGCAUGUGGGGGAGUCUCCUGAGAAUUUCCACACCCCUCCUGAGAACACUGUGGAUGUUCCUGACUUCAUGCAGCAUCCACGGUACCGCAGCAGCAUCACCAGGGCCAUGGAGAAGAUGAGAGGCCAUGACCCUGACGGUCUGCGAGCAGGGCCACAGGACCCCUCCAACAGCACCUCCAACCUGAGCGAGGUGUCGUCUCACUCCCAGUCCAGCGACGGCAGUCUGGGGUCAGGACACAGGGACAGGCUCAACAUCGCCACCAGGGAUGGCAACCCCAGCCCUAACAAGUCCCAAGGCUCGCCCACACAGCGGAGGAAGAAGGCUGGACCCAAGAAGUACCCGCCAGACGACAGCGCCAGCAGCGCCAGCAGCAGCAGUCCCAAGGCCUCGCUACGCAGCUUGGUGAUGGAGGACAGCGGCGGGACACGGUCGCGCCCGGGGUCCAUCGCCACGCGGGGCAGCUCUCGCACGGCCGCGCUGCUGCAGGCUGCUAGCAUGCAGGAGGAUCUGCUGAAACUCAUCAACCCUGAUGUCUCUGAGGCUGAAAUUCAGGCCUCCAACAGCAGAGAUGGUGCCAGUGGCCCCGGCAGACCGCCCAUCCCACGCACUGUGUCAGACGAGAGCAUGAACGGUUCGCGCCUGAACAUGAACCGCAGCAGCAGCCAUGAUUCCCUGGACCAUGCAGGACGCGGAGAGUCGACAUUCAACAGUGCGGUUCCUCUGCUGAGAACCUACCCCACCAGGAUGAGUGCCCAGUCUGCACAUGUCAGAGAAGGAGGGCGUGACAAGGGUUACCCUGGCAACAUGCUACCCCUCCCCGAUCCUGCCGCUGGGAUCAACUGGAACAACCUGGUGGAGACGGCCAAACAGUUCGAAGGUAUCGGGCCCUCUCCAGUUACAAACAGACCAGCACCUGAGACCGAGACAAGGCCAUCAGGAGAAGGGAACGAAGAUCGAUCUGGUGGUACAAACUCUGAGAACAAGCUGCAGCCGUCCGCACGGAUGAGUGCAGGGCAACAGCUAAGGAGAGACCCGGAGGAGUCCCAGAGAGGAAGAAGACCACAGUCGGCCCUUCAACGCUCCACAGAGCUGGAGACACGGGUGCGACAACUCCAGGAGGAGCUCAGAAAGGAGCGUCAGGAGAAGGCAGCGCUGCAGGCGGAGAACGAGCAGCUGCGGCAGGACAACGUGCGGCUGCAGGAGGAGUCCCAGACAGCUGCUGCACAGCUGCGCAAGUUCACCGAAUGGUUCUUCAACACCAUUGACAGGCAAUAACUACAGCACUGGAUGGUGACAAACAUAGGCUGACAAAUCCUGCUGACUUCACAAAACAAUGACCAUUGUAGUCCAGCUGUACGUGUGGCUUAUUGAAACACAACUCAAGGCCAUUAAGGUGCUUCAGACAACUGUCAACUUUCUACUGUGGAAAGGUCCCAGGCUCUCUGUCAGAGGAAGAAUUGCACAUCAACUCUACAAUCAGCAACAACUCAACAACCCAAUCACUGUGUAGGACUCCAAAAUCCAACUCUGGAUCAUACAACUAGUUUGAAGCAGGUUGACCAGAUUGGAAUGAAAACAAUUCCAGCUGUAGAUCAUACAAGACAUAUUUUGUAGAAAAUGUUAGACAACAGUGUGGAAGUUUUUCAAAAUUAUUUGUGGUCAGUUUAGUAAUAAAGGGCCAUGAAAUACAAACAUUAGAUACAUGUAAUCCAGUCUUGUCUGUGUACAAUGUUUUCAUGACAAACUGUAAUGUGUUUUAGACUGGAAGAGACUGGAGGAUUUUGUUAGUUGAUGAAUUUUGCAUAAUGUCAGCAAACGUAUGGUUUCCGUAGUCAUGUCAACAGGACAUUUGGAUGGAAUAGUUGAAGUAACAAUUGUAAAUGAUCACACCAUGUUGAAGUGAGUAUUUUUCAGUGUAAGGUUAUGAAAUGGCUCUGAAAUGCUCUCAUUUUUAGAUCAACUGAUAGAUCCUAUUGUUGGAAAUAAGCAGUCACCAGGCAGUUUGGUAACAGUCCUUGACCACAUUACUUGCUCCCUCUGUAUCCCUGCCCCUAUAGAAACCAACAGAAUUCUACCAUAAAGUUCUUCCUAUUCCAUAGUAUAGUGUAUGUCUGACACAGUAUCUACUGGUUCAACCAUUGAUAGAUAUGCAUGGUGAGUUACUAGUCUGUUCUUGUGUUGUGCCGUUCUGUCCGUAAAGUUCAUGUAGGAUGUGAGGAAGUGGGCAUCAGCCUGGCCAUGUGGACAUACUUGCCAUUCGGAACAGUCCCACAGAGUAUUCUAACUCUACUCUUACUAGUUAGAAUGUAGUUAGUAUCCCUAUGCAACUUGGUGAGUAGUCUUAGAUAGUUUAUCUUAUACUCUGAGGUCAAUCUUUAGGGAUUAAAAAACUUAAUCCUCAUCAGAACUCACCAACUUUUUUUUCAAAGACAAGUUCUUGACAAUCUGCACCCAAGGUCAGUGUGUUCAAGUAUAGUCUACUAUACACAAUAGCUGAUGUAUCUCCUAAUCAUGGUCUUCUUCUUUUGAUCUUCUUCUUUUAGCAAGACUCAGCUUAUGAAAUAUUGACCAUACAGCUUGUAAGUAAGAAAGAUGGUGAGUGUACAGGUAUACCCAAGUGAGCUCUGAUGGUAAACCAUAGCGACAGAGAAAACUUCUUGAUUCCUGUGUAAGAUACCCAGCUGUGUAACAUACCUUUUUGUUGCAGUUUUUGUCAGUGUCUGAGUGCUUAUGUAUUUUAAUUCAACAAUGGUUGUAAUUAAUUGAUUUGUACCAUUUUUCUCCUUGAAAUGAUGAGGAAUGUAAUGAUAGUGAAUGUUAACUUGAUAGAUAGGCUAGACUACAGGUGAAAUGGGUAUUGUUAACAUUGAUAAUUGUAUAUUUUGUUUGUUGAGGAUAUAGUUUGCUCAAUGAGCAUUAUGUUUUAAAUAUUUUAUACAGCAUUUUGUUGUAGAGGACUUUUUAAAAAUGUUUGGGUUGAUUUAGUUAUGUAUUUCUUGGUCUGACUGAACCAGAGAACAGAGAAGGAAUAGAGACACCAUCUCAGCAACUAAUACAUACAAUCAGUGUUGAGCUGAAAUUAAUUUUCUACGUAUAUUGUUCAUAAAGGAAAAUCAAUCAGUGGCUGGGAACUAAUUGGAGAAAAUCAUGUUUGUAUUAGAGACAGUACAAUCUCAGUAACGUGUAUAGAAUUGUGUGUGGAAUCUAAACAAAAGUAUUGUGUAUAGGCCCAACCCUAACCAAUUUCUUGUUGUCAAUAUUGUUUACUAAUACCAAUUAUUUUUAUUUACGGGGGGGGUGUGGUACCAGCAGCCUUGUGGCCUCAGCCUGACCUAAAUCACAGUGUGUACAUAAGAGUCCCACAGUAGGUAGUUUGUACAUAAAUUUGUACAUGUAUUUGUAUUGUAUGGGUAACAAGUGAAGAUAACAGCCCAUGAUUUGUACAGAAUUGUGUCCACUCCCCCGAUGUGUCAGGGGGUAGACUGGGGAAUAAAGCUUUCCACACAGUA